Molecule: messenger RNA, 377 nt
Organism: Haliotis rufescens (red abalone)
Lineage: Eukaryota; Metazoa; Mollusca; Gastropoda; Lepetellida; Haliotidae
Product: ganglioside GM2 activator-like
Exons: 2
Coding region: 17-334 (105 amino acids)
Biological process (GO): ganglioside catabolic process; lipid transport
Cellular component (GO): cytoplasmic side of plasma membrane
Molecular function (GO): enzyme activator activity; lipid carrier activity
Source: RefSeq, a predicted model, not a curated record
AUAUUAACCAAAACGUAUGUUAUUCGCGUUUCUUUUGUCGAUGAGUAUAUAUUGGUUUGCCCACAGCCACUACACCGACCCCUGCCACUUCCUGAACUUCUUCAAUCCACGGGGUACCUGUCCGCCCCAGCUGACUGCCAACGGCCUCCCCUGCACCUGUCCCUUCAACCCCGACAAGCUCCAACUGCCCCCUUCCAAGUUCACCGUCACCAGCAUCAGAGAUACCUGGAAAUUCUUGGCUGACGGAGAGUACCACGUAAAACUCACCCUGAAUGACAAGACCACUCAACAACUUCGUGGUUGUGUUGAGACGUACAUCGUAAUCGCAGUGUGAUACCAAAUCAAAUACAUAUACAUUUUUAUUUGAUGAUAGAAAA